Hemibagrus wyckioides is the source of this 1411-nucleotide messenger RNA. It is a transcript of the gene srxn1, whose product is annotated as sulfiredoxin 1 homolog (S. cerevisiae). Bases 42 to 476 code for a protein of 144 amino acids. Gene Ontology annotation, cellular component: cytoplasm. Gene Ontology annotation, molecular function: sulfiredoxin activity. NCBI's taxonomy places the organism in Eukaryota, Metazoa, Chordata, Actinopteri, Siluriformes, Bagridae. The transcript is spliced from 2 exons. Gene Ontology annotation, biological process: cellular response to oxidative stress. The record is from RefSeq and is a predicted model, not a curated record.
AUCUUCCGGGUUUCUUGUUUCGAAAUGACGUGUUAGGCGUGAUGCUGCAAACUUCUGCUUUUAUUCACAGCUGCCCUGUAGUUCGUUUUCUACGACAGUUCUCGCUCAGCGGUCAGCACAGUAUGGGAAGUUUACAGAACGAAAACCGAUCGAUUCAUUCUGACAACGUUGAAGAAGUUCAUAACAUCCCAAUGGACGUGAUUAUUCGACCCAUUCCUCCAGUUCUAGACGAAGAGAAAGUUCAAAGCCUCAUGGACACUAUAAGGGAGACCUCUGACAUCAGAGUAGUCCCUCCAAUAGAUGUGUUGUGGAUCACAGGAGAAAAAGGAGGUAAUUAUUACUACUCGUUUGGGGGCUGUCAUAGAUUCGCUGCGUACCAGAGACUACAGAUGAAAUCCAUCCCAGCCAAGAUCAUCAAAUCCAACAUUUCUGACCUGCGCACCUAUUUGGGAGCAUCAACGCCCAAUCUACAGUGACUGAAAGAGCCAGGGUGUAGAGGACAUGCUUACCACAUCCUAGGUAAUGAGUCAUAAUGGUUAGUUGUUGGCUGAAUCCAUAUCAACAGGAAGGUGACCCAUGCAAAUAGGUCUAACAAGGACGUUAACAAGGCUACAUCCACCUGUAAUUGUUUCUUUCAAAACAAUUUCUGAAUGAAUACAUCGUGAGACAGAACUUUACUGAAAGUGCUGCGGUCAGAUCAAAACUGUUUCAGUUCAUGUAUUUCUGAGAAUAUGCAACUCUUCUAACUAAACAUGGUCAACAAGAAAUGCUCUAGCAAUUUUUAAAUUGAAGCUCUAUCCACUGCAGUUAUAUUGUCUCCAUGAUCAUCACAGAUUAGAAUCACCACACAUUUUCCCCAAAUGAGAAAAGAACAGAAAAACUGUUUACUAAAAUCCUAGUUAUACUGCUCUUGGUAGAUGUUUAAAAUCUGCAAGUCUGUAAUGCAAAUUCUAAACUUCUGGACUCUAAAACUUCAGGAUGUUUAACAAUAAGGGUCUUGAUAAAACAGUCAUGAGACAAAGUCCUACCAAAGCUAUACUUUUCCAUCGCACUACAGCCGCACUACAGUAAACACUAUAUUAAUGCUUAUUCAUGCUUUCCAAAUUGUUUUGUGCUAUCCUUGAGCAAUCAUCUGGGAUUUACCUAUUGAUGAACUUAACUUUGAAUAAAGAAGUUUUCAUUGCUGAAAUUUUUUAUGUUUAUUUUUAACAUGAGAAAUCACAAAAUUACUAAAUAUACAGUAAAUAAAUCUGUUGCUGUAGUACCGAUAUCCACCACUGGAUGGUACUGUUGCUCUGUGUAGCGUAGAUUCAUUUUGAUACAGAUUAUUGGCUAUAUUGAUUACAGAGUUUGCAGUAAAGUAAAAUCUAUAUCAUGUUCAGAUGUGCAAAUAUUGUUUCAGAGGAAACUG